This is a messenger RNA of Penaeus indicus, 1907 nucleotides long. It is a transcript of the gene Arpc4, whose product is annotated as actin-related protein 2/3 complex subunit 4. Gene Ontology annotation, cellular component: Arp2/3 protein complex; actin cytoskeleton. Gene Ontology annotation, molecular function: actin filament binding. The transcript is spliced from 6 exons. NCBI's taxonomy places the organism in Eukaryota, Metazoa, Arthropoda, Malacostraca, Decapoda, Penaeidae. The coding region runs from base 123 to 629 and encodes 168 amino acids. The record is from RefSeq and is a predicted model, not a curated record. Gene Ontology annotation, biological process: actin filament polymerization; Arp2/3 complex-mediated actin nucleation.
GUGGAAUCCCGAGUCAGCAUCGGGACAUGCCGGGUGUACCUCAGAGAUAAGUGACAGGAAACACAACAUCUCAUGAUUCCGUGAUUAUUCUACUCUAAUUCGGCCUUAAAGUAUCAUUCAUCAUGUCUGCCACUUUGCGCCCAUAUCUGAAUGCUGUACGACACACAUUGUCAGCUGCAAUGUGUCUGCAGAACUUCAAUUCCCAGGUGGUGGAGCGACAUAAUAAACCAGAGGUAGAAGUAAGAUCUAGUAAGGAGCUCCUCAUGACAGCUGUUGUUGUUAGUCGAAAUGAGAAAGAGAAAGUGCUCAUUGAGCCUUCCAUUAACUCCAUCAGGAUCUCCAUUGCCAUUAAACAAGCUGAUGACAUUGAACGUAUUCUCUGCCAUAAAUUUAUGAGGUUCAUGAUGAUGAGGGCAGAAAACUUCAUUAUUCUUAGGAGAAAACCUGUUGAGGGAUAUGACAUUUCCUUCCUCAUCACCAACUUCCACACAGAGCAAAUGUUCAAGCACAAGUUAGUAGACUUUGUGAUCCAUUUCAUGGAGGAAAUUGAUAAGGAAAUUUCAGAGAUGAAACUUGCAGUGAAUGCACGUGCCAGAGAAUGUGCCAUGGAGUACUUAAAAAGGUUCUGAGUGAGUAUGAUGAUGCUAGUGAUGUCUAACGAAUCAUUAUCAUCAAUCUCUUCGAAGGAUGGGGUAGCAAGGUCUUCCAGCGUCCUUGGUUAUCGUUCCUUAGGGAGAGAGGAAAAGGAUUUCUCAUUCAUCUGUCAUUUCCAAACAUCUUCAUUGUGUGAAAGACAGUUCUGUGGACUUGAUUUCUCUAUAUUUAAUGAUUAUGACUUUUUCACUGUGCUGCGUGUAUGUAUCCGGUUCAGAGGAAAUUCACUUUUAUUGGGGAUACAAUGCAUUUUCACUGAUUGUUGACCAGUGCACAAAAUAACAUGUAAUUUGUUUUGAGUCAUAUAUUUAGUAUAAUUUUAGUGUUGGAACCUUACGGAAUUCGGAGAAAAGGGAAAUUCUCAGUUGUCAUAAGAAGCUACUGCCAUUCAAGUGAGCCAUUCCAUCCUUCUUAAUUAGCUAGCAAGUCUAAUGCAGUGUAUUCAGUUGUUUUAGUCAUUUGUUCCUACUUAUGUUAAUUUCUAAUAUAAUACAACAUGCAUUUAAAAAAAAAAGAUUAAGGUGGAAAUCUGUGUACAACAAAAGUAAAGUCUAAAAACUGCCUCUUCUAGCAUUUGAAUGCAUUAAAGAGCUUUUAAAUAAUGAAGCCAUACUUACCAAUUACUAAAACUAUAGGUAAACAUAGAUAUAUGCAGAUAGUUUUGUAACUAAACAAUUGUGUAAUUGUGUAACCAGCAUCCUUUAUAUUCUUUUUUUGUUUAUAUUGUAAAAUGAUGUGCAGUUUUUUCUGCACUUACGAGAUCCAAGCAAAAUAGGAAAAAGGUGGUAAGUGGAUUGACACCACAGUUACUAUGUAAUGAAUAGUUACUGCAGUUCAUGAGGUUUAUUGUGUAAACAUUUGUUGAAGUGUGUGGGUUCUUCCAUGUUAGAAUAUAGUCUCUGUAUUUGGAUUAUAUAUAACUGCAAAAGGGAAACAUGAAAAUACAAAUAUAAUCUGCAAAUAGACAUUUGGAGGUCAUUCAUGUAGUCAUUUUCUGUUUACUUCAGUCAAAUCUUGUGGAACAGUUGCAGUAAACUUGUGGUGUACAUGGUCAAGGCUUGAUUUAUUUAUAAUUUUUCAUUUAAAUUUUGUCAUCAUUUUUUUCUCUCUGGCUUGAGCCCUGAUAAUUAAAUGUUAUAAAAUAAAGAUUUAUCAGUAUUUGCUUUAUCAGAUUGAUUUAUGUAAAAUAUAAUGAUUUCUAAAAAUAUUCUUCUGCCUGCAUCUGUAUGUUGGAAUAUACAGUUGUAAGUAAA